UCUCAAUCAAUUCUUUGCGGUUUUGGUAAAACCCAUCAAAAAUCAUCACUUAAGUCAUGAGAUGCAUAAAAAUACUAUUUGUUUGCCAGGGCAAUACUUGUCGUUCGCCAAUGGCGGAGACUAUUAUGAAAUCUUAUUGCCGAGAAUUAGAACUUUCUUGGAUAAUUGAUAGUGCAGCAUUACGAUCGUGGAACGUUGGUCGGUGUCCGGACGAAAGAUGCUUAAAAAUCUUUGAAGAAAAUCAUUUAUCAACGGAACAUUACGCUCGCAUGCUCAACUGGGAAGAUUUUCAGACUUUCGAUUAUAUUAUCUGCAUGGACGAGAGCAAUGUUAAUGAAUUGAAGGCCAUGUCUCAAAUGGUCGGUGAAACAUGUAAAGCGCAAGUACAACACUUGGCCCUAUACUUAUUUGAUAAGGAUGAAAAGAUGAUUAAAGAUCCUUUCUGCACUUUCGGCCUUACCGGUUUUCGUCGAACUUUCGAUCAAAUUUCUUGCUGUUGCCGCAGACUUUUAAUAGUGAUUCAUUAUUGCGAACAUCAUGCAUUCCGUUUAGUUUGGAAUAGCAUUUGCAAAUAUCUCUCUCUCCCUACCUUCCUCAACCCAAAGCCGGAAACGAAGAGCACUGAUCUAUAG
Messenger RNA from Glossina fuscipes, 632 nucleotides. RefSeq names its product low molecular weight phosphotyrosine protein phosphatase-like. The transcript has 4 exons. The record is from RefSeq and is a predicted model, not a curated record. Gene Ontology annotation, cellular component: cytoplasm. NCBI's taxonomy places the organism in Eukaryota, Metazoa, Arthropoda, Insecta, Diptera, Glossinidae. Bases 57 to 632 code for a protein of 191 amino acids. Gene Ontology annotation, biological process: protein dephosphorylation. Gene Ontology annotation, molecular function: acid phosphatase activity; non-membrane spanning protein tyrosine phosphatase activity.